Molecule: messenger RNA, 665 nt
Organism: Symbiodinium necroappetens
Lineage: Eukaryota; Dinophyceae; Suessiales; Symbiodiniaceae
Source: the annotation of a GenBank genome assembly
GAGUCGCUACGCCCUGCCUACCACCGAGCUGCAUGGUCUUUUACUGUUGCCUUGGCAGCCCGUCGACCCCUCUAUGGACCUUCUGGUACUUCUUCGGAUCUUACGAAAAGAGAGAUCUCGAAUGCCAAGAAAUCCCCACAGCUGAGCAAAUGCUUUGCAGUGGUGGAAUACAGAGGCGACUGGAAGUAUCACUUAGAGACUUGGUCAUUGCAGCGGCAUUGGAAGCGACCCAAGAUUUGCAUUAAAUGCAACGCAGCUCGACUUUCCAGCGCUGGUCCUGUCUACACCAACUUUGGGUUCUCUUGGAGGAGGUACAGCUUCAAUGACAUCGUUUGCAAUGGCAUGGGUGCAAACCCGUCUCCGCUGAUCCUCAUUCCUGGGUUCCAUAGCGAUAUCAUUCGCUUUUGCUCGAUGCACACGCUUAAUUUGGGCAUUCUUCAGACCAUGGUCGCCGAAUGCAUCUUGUGGUUGUGCGAAAACGAUGUAUAUGCUGGUGACACUCUGGAUGUUCAGUUGCAGAACUCUUACAACGACUUCAAAGCCUGGUGUCGUCGAGAACGAGUAAACUGCUCCCAGAGGCGUUUCAAGCAGUCAUCGUUCCACUUGAAAGCGGAUGACUAUCCCUGGAUGAACUGCAAGGCAUACAACUGCCGAUGCAUGUUGGG